Molecule: messenger RNA, 643 nt
Organism: Indicator indicator
Lineage: Eukaryota; Metazoa; Chordata; Aves; Piciformes; Indicatoridae
Gene: FAIM
Product: Fas apoptotic inhibitory molecule
Exons: 5
Coding region: 59-598 (179 amino acids)
Biological process (GO): negative regulation of extrinsic apoptotic signaling pathway via death domain receptors; positive regulation of neurogenesis; canonical NF-kappaB signal transduction
Source: RefSeq, a predicted model, not a curated record
CGGGGAGGCGAAGGGGAGGAGAGAGCCGUGGAGGUCUCGGUAUAGCCACCUAGAGAAGAUGACAGAUUUGGUGGCUGUUUGGGAAGUAGCUUUAAGUGACGGCAUUCAUAAGAUUGAAUUUGAACAUGGGACCACUUCAGGAAAACGUGUUGUCUACGUUGAUGGAAAGGAGGAAAUAAGAAAAGAAUGGAUGUUUAAAUUAGUGGGUAAGGAAACAUUCACCGUUGGAGCAGCCAAAACAAGAGCUGCUAUUAACAUUGAUGCAGUCAGUGGCUUUGCAUAUGAAUAUACUUUGGAGAUCAAUGGAAAGAGCCUCAAGAAGCAUAUGGAGAACAGAUCAAAAACAACCAAUACUUGGGUACUGAGCUUGGGUGGUACAGACUAUAGAGUUGUUCUAGAAAAGGACACUAUGGAUGUGUGGUGCAACGGUCAAAAAUUGGAAACAGCGGGUGAAUUUGUAGAAGAUGGGACUGAAACUCACUUCAGUGUUGGUGAUCACAGCUGUUACAUUAAGGCUGUCAGUAGUGGAAAACGAAAGGAAGGAAUCAUUCAUACCCUUAUUGUGGAUGACAGAGAAAUCCCAGAAGCUGUGGAGUAGCCUCUAGUUAGCCAACACCUGUAGGACUAAGAUCAGGAAUUUUCA